Silurus meridionalis is the source of this 2140-nucleotide messenger RNA. It is a transcript of the gene mlycd, whose product is annotated as malonyl-CoA decarboxylase. NCBI's taxonomy places the organism in Eukaryota, Metazoa, Chordata, Actinopteri, Siluriformes, Siluridae. Gene Ontology annotation, biological process: acetyl-CoA biosynthetic process; fatty acid biosynthetic process; positive regulation of fatty acid oxidation. Gene Ontology annotation, cellular component: peroxisomal matrix; mitochondrial matrix. The transcript is spliced from 5 exons. The record is from RefSeq and is a predicted model, not a curated record. The coding region runs from base 70 to 1608 and encodes 512 amino acids. Gene Ontology annotation, molecular function: malonyl-CoA decarboxylase activity.
UUUACGAUUCUUUUAGGUCACAGCGGUUUAUUUUGGUCCUGAGCAGUGGUGUAUAUACGUGUGCGUGCCAUGACAGCGAUCAGAUUGAGCUUGUGUACAAUCUCGAGGACCUGGAGACACAACUGUCAGUCUGUCCAGAGCUUCCGAUGGUGGACCUGUCGCUCAUAUUCCUCCGUCUCAGGACAUAUUAAUAAUAAUAAUAGUAAACAAAAUAAUCGCCAGCAAAAACACAUGAGGGUCAUGGAGGAGAUGCUGCGGAGGACCGUGACUCCGUUACCUAAUUAUGAGACGAGAGAGAAAUCGCCUCCACCCCCAGACUCGAACAUUCUGGAUUUCAUGCACUUCUACAGAAACCUAGACAUGGAGCAGAGACUCGCGUUUCUUGAAAUACUUUCCAGGGAGUAUGGAGUGGAUCACAGAGGAGCUUCGGAAAUGGCCCGGAAACUGGUCGACACGCAGAUACGAGACUUGGCUACUAUACUGCAGGCGGAGGACAGACUGCGAUACAGUUUAACCCCGAGAUACAGACAUUUACUGAACCACAUCAGCAGGGCGGAAGGAGGGGUGAAGUUCCUGGUGGACCUUCGAUCUGAUGUUCUUGAGUUUACUUCUAAAGUUACUGACAGCCCGCACCUGAGGGACCUCAACAGCACUUUAAAGGGCCUCCUGUCUGAGUGGUUCUCGGUUGGGCUUCUCCAGUUAGAAAGAAUCACAUGGAAGUCCCCUUGUGAGCUCCUUCAGAAGAUCAGCCAGUAUGAAGCGGUUCACCCAGUGCGUAACUGGACAGACAUAAAGCGCAGAGUCGGGCCUUACAGACGCUGCUACUCCUUCACACAUGCCUCCAUGCCUGGAGAACCUCUGGUGGUCUUACAUGUGGCUCUAACAAAGGACAUAUCGGAUAACAUCCAGAGUAUUGUGAGAGAGUUCACCACAUUGGAUGCAGUAGAAGACGUGGAGAAGAUCAGCACUGCCAUCUUCUAUUCCAUCUCCUCCACCCAGGCUGGUCUGCAGGGUGUGGAGCUCGGCAAUUACCUCAUCAAGAGGGUGGUGCGAGAGAUGCAGAGUGAAUUUCCACACAUGACUCAGUUCUCCAGCCUGUCGCCCAUCCCUGGCUUUACAUCAUGGCUGCAAGGUUUCCUGGCCCAGUACAGGAAGGAAGGUCAUAUCUCCGAGCUGCUCUCUGAGCACGAGUUGACUGAAGUGGAGGAGGCGACAGGAGCGGUUUCCGGUGUUGCUGCGGUCGAUGCACUGCGUACCCUCCUUGCCUCUGGAGAUUGGCUUCGCUCUGAACGCUUGACCCGCGCUAUGGAGCCGGUCCUGAUGCGCUUGUGUGCCUGGUAUCUCUACGGAGAGAAGAGGCGCGGCUAUGCGCUCAAUCCGGUCGCCAAUUUCCACCUCCAGAAUGGUGCCACCCUCUGGAGGCUCAACUGGCAUGCCGACACUAGCCCCAGAGGCAUCGCUAACUCGUGCGGCAUCAUGGUCAACUACCGUUACUUCCUGCAAGAGACUGGCAUUAACGGCAGAGCCUACUUGCACAACAAAGUCAUCAAGGCAUCGGAUCAAGUGCUCAGCCUUGUCACACAGUUCCAGAAGAAUAGCAAACUGUGAACAAAUCUGAACAAUGCAAGACUGAAGCAGACUGAAGAGGUUUGAAAUCCUCUCGUAAAUCUGUUUAAAAAUGCACUUAAGGGGACGUUCUAAUUUCAAAGUCCACUGUUGUUUGGGUGUUGGCAAGGCCUAUUUCUCCUAUGUGAGCCAUCUUACUCUGUUCAGUGCUAUACAUGCCAUGUGAGAGGCCGUUUAAGCAAAAGAGGAAGACCUAUGCAACUUUGUUCUGGCAGACAUCUGUGUUAAAUUGCAGAAAGAAAUAACAUGACUGGAAACUUGAAAUGAGGCUAAACUGUAUAUUCUAAAUUACUGAAUUCAUCAAGUCAGACAUUAGGAACAAGUGUGGGGUAUAAAGAGUAAAUUCAUAAACAAGUGUCUGGCAAACUUCAUUGUUUUAACUAACUCUAUCACUAGUCUAGCUGCUUGUGCUAUUUGUAAAACAUGCCGUAUGGAGACGCUGGCCGGACACGUGUAUCAGGGUCUUGCUGUCAUUAAAGAAAAACUCCACCAUAAAACACAUUCAAUAUUUCAA